GGUACACUACCCUUAGCAGGGUCAGCUCUGCCACAAAGGACGCAUAAACAAAGGGCAAAGAGGACCCCUACCUCUCCUCUCCUGAAAUCAAGCUAGUGUUUUUUUUUCACCCCCGUACUUGAAAGAUCUCUUUCAGUUGCUUUGAUUUGAUUUCUUGCUUCCUUUUUCAUCUGUAAAUAGAGUAUUCUAUAUGUUUUUGAGGUUUGAAACUUGGAUCUGAUACUUUGUGAUUUGUGGUUAGGGUUUGUUUGUUUUUCAUGCAAAAACAAGAGGAACCCGUGUCUUAAAUGUCUGGUUCAUGAGUAUGUUGGUUUGGUUUUAAGACGAUAGAUAAGGUUGUUGGUGUUCUUGUUCGGAGAUCUGAUUCUUUUGAGAAGCCAUGGCGAAUCGAUGGCGGGCUGGGAAUGUGGCAGCUUUUAGAAAUUCAUCUGAAGACCAUCAAAUGGGAGUUUUUAGAGCUAAUAUUAGCCCUUCCAAUGAAGAUAAUCGAGAGGAUAAUGAAGAUAAUCGAGAAAAUAUCGAAUCGGAAGACCAAACUCAGGCUCUGGAAACCGUCGAACCAGGUUCGGGUUCGGCCUCUCGCCGUCCGAGAGGUCGACCGCCUGGUUCGAAGAACAAGCCAAAGCCUCCCGUUGUUAUUACUAAAGAAAGCCCUAACUCUCUCCAUAGCCAUGUGCUUGAAAUCGCUAGCGGCGGCGAUGUUGCCGAGUGCAUCAGCAAUUUCGCUCAACGCCGCCGCUGCGGUGUCUCGGUUUUGAGCGGAAGUGGGGUGGUCACCAAUGUUACUCUCCGACAACCAGCUGCCCCUAGUGGGGUGAUCACUUUACAUGGAAGAUUCGAGAUUUUAUCUUUAUCCGGUGUGUUCCUUCUCGCACAGUCUCCCCCGGUUGCGACGGGGCUGACGGUGUAUUUAGCCGGCGGGCAAGGUCAGGUUGUCGGAGGCAGUGUAGUCGGGGCACUAGAAGCAUCCGGACCGGUUAUGGUCAUCGCGGCAACAUUUACCAAUGCGGUUUUCGAAAGGUUGCCUAUGGAGGAUGAGAAUAGCGGCGGAGGCGGUGAUGACGGCGGACAUAACAAUAACAAUAGUAGCAACGACGGCGGCGAUGGAAAUUCGGAGUCUCUGUGUCAAGGUAUGAGCCAAGAUCAUCCCCAAGGCGGUUCAAUGCCUUUGUAUAACUUGCCUCCUAGUUUGCUGCCUAAUGGACAAAUGCCUCAUGACCUGUUUUGGGGUACACAGCCGCGUCCAUCGCCGUUUUUUUAACCGGAAACAGCAAUGGAUUGGUGGGUUUUUGGUGCAAAAUAAGUUGUGGAUUUUUUUUUCGUUCUUCAUGUAAGAGUAGUAACAAAGGUAAGCCUUUUUGUUUUGACCAUGUUCAUAGUUUAUGUUCAUAU
Molecule: messenger RNA, 1392 nt
Organism: Hibiscus syriacus
Lineage: Eukaryota; Viridiplantae; Streptophyta; Magnoliopsida; Malvales; Malvaceae
Product: AT-hook motif nuclear-localized protein 15-like
Exons: 2
Coding region: 380-1261 (293 amino acids)
Cellular component (GO): nucleus
Molecular function (GO): DNA-binding transcription factor activity; minor groove of adenine-thymine-rich DNA binding
Source: RefSeq, a predicted model, not a curated record